AUGUACGAUUCACGAGGUUCGAAGAAGGGUGUUCCUCGCUUAUAUGUACGAUUCACGAAGUUCAAAGAAGGGUGUUCCUCGCUAAUAUGUACGAUUCACGAUGUUCGAAGAAGAGUGUUCCACGCUAAAAUGUACGGUUCACGAGGUUCGAAGAAGGGUGUUCCUCGCUUAUAUGUACGAUUCACGAGGUUCGAAGGAGGGUGUUCCUCGUUAAUAUGUACGAUUCACGAGGUUCGAAGAAGGGUGUUCCUCGCUUAUAUGUACGAUUCACGAGGUUCACGAGGUUCGAAGAAGGGUGUUCCUCGCUUAUAUGUACGAUUCACGAUGUUCGAAGAAGGGUGUCCCUCGCUAAUAUGUACGAUUCACGAGGUUCGAAGAAGGGUGUUACUCGCUAAUAUGUACGAUUCACGAGGUUCGAAGAAGGGUGUUCCUCGCUUAUAUGUACGAUUCACGAGGUUCAAAGAAGGGUGUUCCUCGCUAAUAUGUACGAUUCACGAGGUUCGAAGAAGGGUGUUCCUCGCUUAUAUGUACGAUUCACGAGGUUCGAAGAAGGGUGUUCCUCGCUUAUAUGUACGGUUCACGAGGUUCGAAGAAGGGUGUUCCUCGCUUAUAUGUACGAUUCCCGAGGUUCAAAGAAGGGUGUUCCUCGCUAAGAUUUAUAGUCCACGAAGUUCGAUGGAGAGUCAUCGUUGCUAA
Molecule: messenger RNA, 696 nt
Organism: Acanthosepion pharaonis
Lineage: Eukaryota; Metazoa; Mollusca; Cephalopoda; Sepiida; Sepiidae
Source: the annotation of a GenBank genome assembly